Messenger RNA from Melanaphis sacchari, 629 nucleotides. RefSeq names its product cuticle protein 7-like. Lineage: Eukaryota; Metazoa; Arthropoda; Insecta; Hemiptera; Aphididae. Bases 71 to 472 code for a protein of 133 amino acids. Gene Ontology annotation, cellular component: extracellular matrix. The record is from RefSeq and is a predicted model, not a curated record. The transcript is spliced from 2 exons.
UUUUUAUAAAACAAAAUUUAUUUUCAAACGUCGCGUUUUGUUUAAGUGUAUAAUCUACAACAUAUUCAAAAUGGCUAUAAAGAUUAUAAUGUUUGCCGCUUUAUUUGGGCAUUUAACCGUUGCAUACCAACCCACUGAGUACAAAAGUUACAGCGCUGAUCACUACGAUUAUGCAUCUAAGCCAUAUAAUUUCGAGUACGGUGUGAGAGAUCUUCACACACAUGACAUCAAGAGCCAACACGAGGUGAGUGACGGACAUGGUAACGUCAAAGGAUCGUACCGUCUCGUAGAACCCGAUGGAUCCACCCGCGUGGUCGAGUACACCGCUGACCACGAACACGGUUUCAACGCUGUUGUCAAAAAGAUCGACGCACCCAAUUACCACGGCGAGUACGCUGACACCACCGAUUAUCAUCGUCAUCAUCACAAGUCACUUCAUCCGUACGAACAUUCAUCGCACAAGUUUUAUUGAUAUUAAAAAAAAAAAACAAAAAAAAAAAAACGCUGAUUUUACUGGAAAAUGUGUUAUCAAACCGUUGCGCUAUUAAUACUAAUAAUACUACAGAUUAUUUGGUAUGCACGUCAUGUACAUUUUUUUUAUUAAAUAAAAAAUUCCUUCAUUGUAAUCA